UGUCACUACAAGCAGAGAAACACAAUGUCACUCCCACACAGAGGAAGUUGUGUAUUAUGCUGCAUUUGUCCCGCCUCCUGAGUUCCUUGGGGGAUGGGUCAGAUUGUUUUCCUGCAACAGAUCCAGACUUGCUUCACUUCUGCAGAGUCACAGGACCUGUAAACCAACAGAGAUGGCAGCGCUGAUGGAAGACGAGGUAUUUAUGGCUUUCACCACCUAUGCUGCUUUAGUCAUUCUGAAGAUGCUGCUGAUGGCGCCCUUGACUUCUUUUUAUCGCUUUACGAGAGGGGCUUUCGCAAAUGAGGAAGAUGUGGGCAGAAAGUCUGAAGAGGAGAAGAAGAAGCUGCUGAGAACCCAUCCAGAUGUAGAGCGAGUUCGAAGGUGUCACCAGAAUGACCUAGAGAACAUUAUUCCCUUUGUGGUGAUUGGCCUACUCUACAGUCUGACUAGACCUGAGCUUUCAUCUGCUCUGCUUCACUUCCGCGUCUUUGCCUGCUCUCGGUUCUUCCACACCAUCGCUUAUGUUUGCGGUCUGCCUCAGCCCAGUAGGGGUUUGUCCUGGAUACUGGGCAUGCUGGUCACCUUCUCCAUGGCUUACAGGCUGCUCAGCACAGUCCUCUUCCUUUAGAGAUGAUACAGAACCAGUAGACCAUGACCUCUUCUCCAUAAGCUCAUGUUUCAACAUGAAACCUGAAUCUGUUUUAUACUUCACCCUUUCUGCAGCUAUGUGCUUGAUUCAUAAAUGUUCUUUGCAUUCCCUUUGAAAAUGUAUUUUAAUAAACUUUUCAAUCAAC
Micropterus salmoides (largemouth bass) is the source of this 794-nucleotide messenger RNA. RefSeq names its product microsomal glutathione S-transferase 1-like. The coding region runs from base 173 to 628 and encodes 151 amino acids. Lineage: Eukaryota; Metazoa; Chordata; Actinopteri; Centrarchiformes; Centrarchidae. The transcript is spliced from 4 exons. Gene Ontology annotation, cellular component: mitochondrion; membrane. Gene Ontology annotation, molecular function: glutathione transferase activity. The record is from RefSeq and is a predicted model, not a curated record.